Caenorhabditis briggsae is the source of this 258-nucleotide messenger RNA. The record is from RefSeq and is a predicted model, not a curated record. The transcript is spliced from 2 exons. The annotation marks the transcript as partial. Lineage: Eukaryota; Metazoa; Nematoda; Chromadorea; Rhabditida; Rhabditidae.
GCUCUUACAUUCAUGACCAAUAUAGUUCUUAUCUCUCAUUGCAUUAGCGAAGACGAAGUCAGAAUGUGGCGUGCGCUCAAGAACAACUCCUUGUCCAGUGUUGAGGAUGUGAGCCAAUGCAUUGAGAUACUGAUCGAAGCGACAGUUGAAAAUACGGUCUUGCAUGGCAGCCGAGAGCUCUCCGCUUGGGUUUUUGUACGAAGAUCGUUUCCGUAUCUGUCGAUAAGAAUAUCAUCCAUUCGGAACUCGGGGAAAUGA